AUGUGUUUCCUAUGCAGCCAUGGAAAAAAAGGGGGAUUCGAAAACACAGCCAUAGGAACGUGGUCCAAGGGAGUCAGCCUGAUCUUCUGCUCGUCCAUAUUUCUGCUACAUUUCGUGAACGAAGAUGAGCUGAGCGUGCUAAACAAGGCAGCGGCUGACGGCGAAAACAAAAUGAUAUACUACCUAAGCAUAUAUAACCUAAUCGGAGCAGCGGCCUUGUCUCUUUUUUCUUUAUUAGGGCAUUUCAUUUAUAAGCCUCUUUUGCGACCCAUAUAUUUAUGCUCCUUUAUAGUGUCCCUAUUUUUAAUUGCCUCUGGAGUUUACACCACCUCGAUAAGCAAAAAUACGUCUUUGAAAAUUAUAGGAAUAAUGGAUGCUUUGAAGUUCCACCCAGAUUAUAUGCUUCUAAAUAAAAUAAAUAAUUUAGACGCAGCCGGGAGUUCUACAGUUAUCCAAGCAGCAGAUAGUAUGACUCUAUCAGCCGCGAGUGAAGACAUGAGUGACUUUCCAGAUACAUCAACAUUUGAUGCAUCAAAAGUUUUAGAAAUGAUAAAAGAUCGUCAAUCUUUUUUGGAAACUAAAAAGGAAUUAUUGUUGAAAAAGUUAACUAAGGAAGAUUUAGUGAAAAUGUUUACUAGCAUAAGAGAGUCGGACCCCAAUGUGCACAAAAAUUUAGUGGAAAAUGCAUUGCUUGAAUUGUAUGAAAAAUUAAAAACUGUUCGUCUUAAGUUCGAUCUUUAUGAUAAGUUUUACAAGUUUAUGGAAAACAACUCUGCUCCUUUUAUAUCUAGCUCGGAAAAAAUAAAAAAGUUUACAGAAAAAUUUCAGCAAUUUUUUGACCAUUAUAAUAAAUCCCUUUUUAAUAAUUUAAAAUAUGACUUGGUGAAACAUGAAAAUGAAAUUAUUAAAAUAUAUUCAGACUCUAUUGAGAAGAUUAAAAAUGUGAAUGCUAAGAAUGCUAGUGCUAAGCUGGAUGAUUAUAUAGACGAUUUGCAGAAAAGGAAUAUCCUCAUUUUAGCAUCCUCUCUCUUGAUGAUGUCUUUCAUUUAUAUUCACAAAGGAGCCACGCUGACGUCUACCAGUUCCAUUGCGAUUACUUUGAUGUACGUCCCCUCGAUGUCCUACCUGAUCACCCUGGCGUGCAUCUUCGUCUGCAGCGGCAUCUUCUUCUUUUCUAUCAUAGGAUUAGUCCUCUACGUCUUCAGCCUGAUACUCAUUUUUUUCUUAAUAUUUUCCCAGUGUUUCUGCGAACGCAUAUUUAAGUUUUUCAUGGGGUUUAUAUUCUUAGGUUUAUUUUUUUUUUGUUUUUUAAUUGGCUACAUUUUAAUCGAAGACUUCAACGAAGGGUCCAAAGUUUACAAGGAGUACAAGCAGAAUGACUACAACGACUUCUAUUGGGUCUUGCUGAACAAAAGGACUUACGAGCAUUUUAAAAGCUUUGUUUUGUUUUCUAAUGGCCAAAUAUUUUUAUUUUUAAUGUCUUGCAUUUGUUUAUGA
Molecule: messenger RNA, 1497 nt
Organism: Plasmodium cynomolgi strain B
Lineage: Eukaryota; Apicomplexa; Aconoidasida; Haemosporida; Plasmodiidae
Exons: 3
Coding region: 1-1497 (498 amino acids)
Source: RefSeq, a predicted model, not a curated record